AAACCAAAAACAAAACAACCAAUGGGGUCUCCAAUGGCCUCUUUAGUGGCAACUUUGCUUGUCUUAACAAUCUCUCUCACCUUUGUAUCUCAAUCAACCGCUAACUAUUUCUAUUCUUCUCCUCCACCACCGGUUAAACAUUACACUCCUCCGGUUAAACACUACUCUCCUCCACCGGUAUACCACUCCCCACCACCACCUAAGAAGCACUACGAAUACAAAUCUCCACCUCCACCGGUUAAGCACUACUCACCUCCUCCGGUUUACCAUUCCCCACCCCCACCAAAGAAACACUACGUGUACAAAUCUCCUCCUCCUCCGGUCAAGCACUACUCUCCCCCACCGGUUUAUCACUCCCCACCACCACCAAAGAAGCACUACGUUUACAAAUCUCCCCCUCCUCCGGUUAAGCACUACUCUCCUCCUCCGGUUUACCACUCUCCACCACCACCCAAGAAGCACUACGUGUACAAAUCUCCCCCUCCUCCAGUCAAGCACUACUCUCCCCCACCGGUUUACCACUCACCACCACCACCAAAGAAACAUUACGUAUACAAGUCUCCUCCUCCUCCGGUUAAGCACUACUCUCCCCCUCCGGUUUACCACUCACCACCACCACCAAAAAAACAUUACGUUUACAAGUCUCCUCCUCCUCCGGUUAAGCACUACUCUCCCCCUCCGGUUUACCAUUCCCCACCCCCACCUAAAAAGCAUUACGUCUACAAAUCUCCACCACCACCGGUGAAGCACUACUCACCUCCUCCGGUUUACCAUUCCCCACCACCCCCAAAGAAACACUACGUGUACAAAUCUCCUCCUCCUCCGGUUAAGCACUACUCUCCUCCUCCGGUUUACCAUUCCCCACCACCACCAAAGAAACACUACGUGUACAAAUCUCCUCCUCCUCCAGUUAAGCACUACUCUCCUCCUCCGGUUUACCAUUCCCCACCCCCACCAAAGAAACACUACGUGUACAAAUCUCCACCACCACCGGUGAAGCACUACUCUCCCCCUCCAGUUUACCAUUCCCCACCACCACCAAAGAAACAUUACGUAUACAAGUCCCCUCCUCCUCCGGUUAAGCACUACUCUCCCCCUCCAGUCUACCAUUCCCCACCACCACCAAAGAAACAUUACGUAUACAAGUCCCCUCCUCCUCCGGUUAAGCACUACUCUCCUCCUCCGGUUUACCACUCUCCACCACCACCAAAGGAAAAGUACGUGUACAAAUCACCUCCUCCUCCUCCAGUACACCACUACUCUCCACCACACCAUCCUUACCUCUACAAAUCUCCUCCUCCUCCAUACCACUAUUAGAUAUCUCUAUCACGGAGAACACGAUGUACACAAGAAGACAAAGACAAGACGAAACCAGUACUGGUGAUUGUAAUAAGAGAAACAAAAGAUGAAAGAGAGAAUCCAAGCAGAGAAAGCUUUCUCAUCAUUUUCAAAGUAUUGUUUGCGUUUUAUUGUAAUAAAUUUGAAACUUGUGUGUGUUGAUCAAUCAAUGGUUCAUGCAUGCAAUCAAUAGUCAUAUAUCUAUGUUUGUAAAAUUUUAAUUACGUCUUGUUUCUUUCUGAUUUUUUUCAUGUGCAAGUUUGCUUUGUCCCAAUUAAUAAAGGAGAGUUCUUAAUAAAAAGAAGUUAACAAUAAU
This is a messenger RNA of Arabidopsis thaliana (thale cress), 1654 nucleotides long. It is a transcript of the gene EXT3, whose product is annotated as extensin 3. Gene Ontology annotation, cellular component: primary cell wall. Gene Ontology annotation, molecular function: structural constituent of cell wall. NCBI's taxonomy places the organism in Eukaryota, Viridiplantae, Streptophyta, Magnoliopsida, Brassicales, Brassicaceae. The transcript has 2 exons. The record is from RefSeq and is marked reviewed. The coding region runs from base 22 to 1317 and encodes 431 amino acids. Gene Ontology annotation, biological process: plant-type cell wall organization.